AGUUUCUUUAAAGUUGUGUCCAAAGUUUGUACGUUCGAAAGCCCACACUUGAGAAUGUUGCGUUUUCUGGUUAUUGCCUGCUGUUUGGCCGCCCCUGCCUUUGGCUAUUCCACAGGAGCUCCCAGAGAAAUUUGCUCCAAUGGAUUGACUCCAGAACAUCAUGUGCCCGAACAGACCUCACCGGUGCCUUAUUUCUUUUCCGGUGACGAUUUGGUGAAAGGCGGCGAAAAGAUCACCAUCAAAAUGGGAGGAGAUGACUUUUUGGGUUUCGCUGUUCAAGUUCAUGAUGCUAAUAAGAAACCAAUUGGCACCUUCAAAGUGGUCGAACCAAAUAAAUCACAAACUUUGGCCUGCUCCAAUGCUGAUGACACCAUAACUCAUGUAAAGAUCAGUAAGAGUAGCAUCCCCAACAGCGUCCAAUUCCAAUGGGUAGCUCCUGCCAACUAUAAGGGUAAGGCCAGAUUUGUUGGCACUGUUGCCAAGGAUGGUGCCACCUAUUGGAUCAGCAAGGUCAUUAAGGAAAUUGAAGUCGAAUAAAUAAAUUUCUUCUUACCUUUUAAGUUAUAAAACCCCCCUUUAAAAAGUUUGCCUCUCUUUCGUUUAUGUUUAACAAUAAUUGUACUAUUUUUCUCUUACAAGUUAUGUGAUAUUUUUCAAAAUUCAAACUUAAAUUGUAAUAAAAAUUUCUAAAUAUAAAAAGAAA
Messenger RNA from Stomoxys calcitrans (stable fly), 703 nucleotides. It is a transcript of the gene l(2)34Fc, whose product is annotated as defense protein l(2)34Fc. NCBI's taxonomy places the organism in Eukaryota, Metazoa, Arthropoda, Insecta, Diptera, Muscidae. The coding region runs from base 55 to 537 and encodes 160 amino acids. The record is from RefSeq and is a predicted model, not a curated record. The transcript has 3 exons. Gene Ontology annotation, molecular function: oxidoreductase activity, acting on metal ions.